Colias croceus (clouded yellow) is the source of this 3975-nucleotide messenger RNA. Its product is annotated as histone lysine demethylase PHF8-like. Gene Ontology annotation, biological process: regulation of transcription by RNA polymerase II; protein demethylation. Gene Ontology annotation, molecular function: transcription coregulator activity; histone demethylase activity. The transcript has 23 exons. The record is from RefSeq and is a predicted model, not a curated record. NCBI's taxonomy places the organism in Eukaryota, Metazoa, Arthropoda, Insecta, Lepidoptera, Pieridae. Bases 13 to 3576 code for a protein of 1187 amino acids.
UUCGCCAGCAAAAUGGCGUCAUCGAAGGAAACUUAUUGUUUGUGUGGUCAACCAUAUAAUAUUGGGCAAUUUAUGAUAGAAUGUGACUGCUGCCGUGAGUGGUUCCAUGGAAGUUGUGUCGAUGUAAAAAUAUAUCAUUCAGACGACAUAGAUAAAUACCACUGUCCAAAAUGUGCACAAACCUACGGACCUUCAGUAUUAAAAAUUCCUACAAACAACCAUCGCGCGGACCGCUACGAAAUUGGUGCGGAGACGAGGCCCUCUCAAGCCGGUACUCCAGCAUGGGUGAGAGCAUUGGCCGCUCGGCCGAUGCGACCCACGCAGGCUGCCUUACAGAGGAUGAGAGCAGAUCAGUUUACGGAGGAAUUUGUACAGGAUAAUGGAUUUACCCGGCCAAUCAUUUUCCAUAGCACAGAUGGACUGGACAUGAAAAUACCAAAUUCUGCAAAUUUCAAUGUCAGAUCAGUUUUGAGAUUCUGCGGAGCACAAUUGGAGGUUGAAGUUAUAGAUGUAAGGAAACAGACAACACUUAGAAUGCCAUUAGGUGAUUUUGUGGAAUACUUCGAGACACCACCAGAGCAUAGAGAUGAAAAAGUUUUAAAUGUUCUGAGUUUGGAGUUUAGUGAUACACCCAUGGCAACACUAGUAGAACCCCCCGGACUUGCGCGCCGUCUCGACUGGGCGGAACGUGUAUGGGCAGGUGGCUCGUCCCUAGAGACGAGAGCUCGGCCAGCGGUGCAAAGAUACUGUCUGAUGUCCGCGGGGGGGUCGUACACGGACUUCCAUGUGGACUUUGGUGGGACGACUGUGUGGUAUCAUGUGCUGCAUGGACGGAAGAUAUUCUAUUUGAUACCGCCGACAUCAACAAACUUGGCAUUGUACCAACAAUGGAGCGCUGCUAAUAAUCAAACUGAAAGAUUCUUUGGUGAUAUGGUGGAAUGGUACGGUACAGCGGAAGUGUGUCCCGGCGAGAGUCUUUUCAUUCCCUCCGGCUGGAUACACGCAGUGUACACGCCCGCGGAUUCGCUCGUGUUUGGCGGCAAUUUGCUGCACUCGUACGCUAUUGAAAUGCAGUUGCAAAUAUAUGAAAUAGAGAGUCGUGUGGAAACACCAAUGAUGUUCAGAUAUCCAUUGUUCGAAGCGAUGCACUGGUAUGCGGGUGCGCAUUUAUUGGCUAUGUUGAGACGACACAAUGAAGAGACACAGGAUGAAGAUUUUACGCUAAGUGAAAGCUGUUUACCGCCAGCACAACAGGACUUACCGCCUUUACUACUGCGUGGUAUUAAAAUAUUGGCGAAUGCGCUCAAAGAGUGGCACGCGUUGAAAAGUACGGACACAUCAAAACGUGACAACGUGCCGAAGUGUCUCAACUCUGGUCAACUAGUGCGCGAGCUGUGCAAGGAACUGCGCAUUUUGGAGAAGCGAAGCGGCACUAAUAAGGAUAAAGAUAGCAAAGUGAAAAACCAUUCGCCAACAAAGUCAAAUACUAAAAAACAGUCAUCAACACAAAAAAAAUCACUCAAACUCACACUACCAAAACCUAUAAUGCACAUGACACCAAAUUCACAAAAUGGUGAAUUUAUCGAAGAAAAAAUAUAUGCAGAUAAAUAUUAUGUAGAUAACAAAGAAGUACAAUACACAGAAAGAUAUGCUACUGACUUGAAAUAUGUCAAUGAUGUCAAAUAUGUCAGUAAUGAUGCCAAGUUUGUGAACAGCGAUGUCAAAUAUGUCAAUAGCGAUGUCAAAUAUGUCAACAGCGAUGUCAAAUAUGUCAACAGUGAUGUCAAAUUUGUCAGUAACGACGUCAAGUUUGUCAACAGUGAUGUCAAAUUUGUUACUAAUGAUGUCAAGUAUGUCAAUAAUAAUGUCAAGUAUGUCAAUAAUGACGUGAAGUUUGUUAACAGUAAUAUAAAGUUUGCGAAUAGUGACACAGUAAAGUAUGUGAAUACCGAGGUUAAAUAUGUGACCAGUUUGCCGGAAGCUAAAUAUAUAAUUGAUGAAAAGGAAGUGCCAGAAAAGUAUACGUAUCAGAAUUACGAGGUUGCCUACCCAGAAGGGAAUGGUUAUGUUGAAAGGCCGGAUAAGAAAAGUUUAAAGGUUAAAAUGAACAAUUCCCCGUCCUCAUCCCGCGAAGAACCACCACCUUACAGCCUUCCGGAACAUUCUAUACUCAAAUCACAUUUAAUAAGAUCGGAUCGGACGUUAAAACCCAUACAGCAGUGGACGAUAUCCAAGAAAGAUAUAGGGGACUAUCAUGAAGAAGUGUUGUAUACAAAUGAGAAUUUGCAAGCUAAUGUUAGGCUAGAAGGACAGGAAAUUAGUUAUGGACCUGGUAUGUACUCAGCGGAAGACGUACAACACGACUAUCAAUACUCAGAAACGGCUAAGCCGGGCUCGUAUCAGCAAUACGGCAUACAACCGGCGACGGAGAUUGCGUACGAACCGUACCAGAGGUUCACGGACGUCGUUACUACUCAUCAAAACCCAACGUACAGUACAUCCGGUGCGCAGGCGCAGAACGGCGUGUACGCACACACACACGCACACGCGCCCGCGCACGCACACAACCAACUACCCUCAUACGAUGCGGCGAUUGCGCACCAAUACAGUACUAGUAAUUAUGUGAUAGAAGAGCAGAAACAACCAGAGACAACGCCAGCGACGCCCGUGCGACGUUCAGAGAGAGCGGUGCGACGAAGAAUGUCCAACACUUAUGAGUAUGAAGACGGAGAUUUAUAUGUGGACGAACCGGCCCCAGCCAGACGGCGGCCGGCGAAGCAUAGACACAACCAUAGACAGCACGCGGCGUCAAACAGCGCAGGCGCGUACAGAUCGCGGCCGGCGCCGGCGAACGGCAUCGAAUCUCUCAUACAGGCGUCCGUUUUGGCUGAAGAGGAACAACCGGUCACUGAGACGGAAGACGCAGCCGUAGCCGGUAUGUUGAGCAUCAGCGAGCGAUACGAAGCCCAGGCACCAGCGAGGACGUUUAGUAUUUCAGAAAAUAAUGUUGAACCAACGGAGAGGACACAGCCCUCGUCUAGACUUGAAAGUACACCAAGCAGUAGUAAACGCGCAAGGAAGGCAGCACCGAACAGCGCUGACGAGGACUUUGAUGAUGAAGAGGAUGUUAUCAAGGAGGUCCACAGGGAUGAGGAGUAUGUGUAUCCAUCACUAGAGAUGAGUUCAGAUGAAGACGACGAAUGGACGUCGUCGCGACGGCGGCGGAACUCCAAAAAUAGGAACGACAAUAAGGCUAAGAGUGAAAAGGACGAGUCGUGGUCGCCCCGCGCGCGCCUCGGGCGCCUCGUGCCGCGGCUGCGCGGGCCCGCGCGCUCGGCCGUGCGCCGCGAGUGCGUGCGCGCCGCACUGCACGCCGCCGCCGCCAGGCCGCACGCCGCAGAGCCCAGCGCGCUGUGUGCGAAUCCAAAACGGGCUGUGUUAGCGACAAAAAGCCGGCGGCCCCCGCCGCCCGUGCACAAUCCAGCUAAUAGCAAGAAUAUAAGACUGAAAAAAGGGAUGAAGACGGCGAAGCAGCGUCUCGGCAAAAUACUGAAAAUACACAAAAUGAUAUAUUAGUUUAGCGUAAAUAUAUAGAUUCUAUAAUUAUUGUAUAUUUAGUUGACACUUAGACUUAUGCGUAAAUAUAAAUGUUAGAUGUAUAUUUUAUAUAUUAGAUGGAGGACCAAUCAAUGUUGUAGCGGUGUGAUUAUAUAUCGGGACACUUGAUUUGUUGACGCCAUUUUUGUUUAUUCAUUCAUUUGUAGCAUAUUAUUCAUUUUGAACCGACUUCACAAAAGAUGUUUUCGAUACGGCCGGUGUAUUUUUUUUCUAUAGUAUUUUUUGUAAUUACAGUUUUUCUGUAAUUAUCGAGAUAUUUGGUGAUUAAUUUUAUUCAUUCGUAAAAUGUACUAUUCAUUCAUUAGAAAUAGUGAAGUUUUUUCAAAAAUAUGAAAUUUUGUUUGCAAAUUUACUUAC